This is a messenger RNA of Zootoca vivipara (common lizard), 5336 nucleotides long. RefSeq names its product chromosome 13 C8orf33 homolog (gene C13H8orf33). NCBI's taxonomy places the organism in Eukaryota, Metazoa, Chordata, Lepidosauria, Squamata, Lacertidae. The record is from RefSeq and is a predicted model, not a curated record.
ACCCACCUCAUCCCUUGCCCUUUCUAGUUGGCUUUGCACUGCUCUUAUAUGGACCUGCAAUGUUCCAAUAAGGAAAGAACCCUGCAAGUCAGAUUCUGCAUAAACACCAUCCAGCCCUAUUCUGAAGCCUGACAUAAUCUUGCACAUAUGUAUACCAGUUUCCUGUGCACAAUACAUUCUGUUUCCUGGAAUAAUGAGGGAAGAGAGGAAGCUAUGUGGAAACUUUGUGCUUGGCCUUGUAUUCUGCCUCCUGCUUCUGAGACUGUUUCCUGAACACCUGUCCAAAUCACAGGGAUCAGGCCUGUGCAGAGCUUGUCUGUGGCCCAGGGCAGAACCUUGGUAGAUUAAAAUUAUAAACUGAAAAAGCAGACAGUGCCUGGCAGGGCCCCCUGCUGGCAUAGCCAUCCAAGGCCUGGGGCAAGUGUACCCAGCUGUCUCCUCCUGCAGUGGCCUGACAGGUACUAAAAGCCUGGAUUGUCUGUGUGGGGGUGUGAAUUUUUUUUUAGAGGUUAGAAGGCUGAUAUUCUCAAAAACCUGAAUUCUGAACUAGGUGCCACAUUCCAGAUUUGUGAGCUAUGGAUUCACAAGAGCCCUGGUACCACAGCUACAUGUUGCUCAUUUGUUGUUUGUUUGACCUCUUGUCCUUGAAAUGUCGGAAGUUGGUGUUAAGAAUCAAAGGCCUAGCCCCUGCUAGAGACUUGGCACUGUAAGCAGCCGAAACACAGAACAAAUGGCCGCGGUCGGUUAUGCUGGCAUAUGCAUAUUUUCUAAAUAGUUUUCUAAAUCUUUAAAUUCUAAAUAAAUAAACAAAUGGUAGCCCACUUCCAAACUCAAAUGAGGAUGUGGGUUUCCCAUGUUUUUGGCAUCUCCUUGGGGUCUCUGGAAGUUAACAGUGCAAUCCUAUGUGUGUCUGCUCAGAAGUGAGUGCUCCCUGUGUCCAGUAGGGCUUACUGCCAGGUUGGUGUGUAUAGAAUUGCAGUCUAAAUCUCUUAAGUCUGGGGUGAGAGCAUUUAAAAGCAGCAGUAACACUGUGUUUGAGAGACUGGCCACAACAUGCCAGGAUAGCUACUUCUGGUAUAUCUGCAUACACAAGUAUAAAGGGGAAAAUCUACAGAUGUCGACAUUAAAUGCCAAUGAAAUGCAAAAAGUUAAGUCUUUGGCAAUUCAGUUAGAGCUUAAACUCUGAAAUAGUAACUAAGGUGCAAGAGCCUGGAGCAAUGUAAAAAUAUUCAGUAGACUUAGAAUAAGUUCAACCCAGCUUCUACAGGGGUUACAGAUUAUUAUAUGCUGAUGGUACCCAAGAAUAUACAUGCAUAUGCAAUUAAAGGGGCCAGUCGACCCACCAACUUCACAAAUCAUUAGUACUGUAUAGUGAAGUUAAACUUGUACUGAUGAGUAUCAGCUUUCAUAGACUGGGACUCUGGGUGAAUCUGGACAAUUAUAUCUUGGUUUAUUAAGCUGUGGUAUGUAUGAGCCUUUUCUUCCUAUGCAGUUUGCACAUAGCUCCUUUGCUCAUCUAUUAGCUGCGAUUCAACCAGGAAGUAUGUAAUCAUCAUUACAGUUUAAAAGGGUUCUGUGCACAGUCAUUCAUAGUGAUCUAGUCAUCUGUACUGGACUUUUACCUGCCAAAGGAAAACGUUUCUCUUUUAUUUUUAAAGAGUAGUUUCCCUUUAUAUUGAUCUCUCACAUCUGGUAGUUCAGUUUAGGUACUAAAUAUCCUAUUCCCACGCUUUGGGUCACUGCUUCCAAUAUGUCAUCACACCAGGUUCCAUUUGGUGUCUUCUGCUACUUUUGUUCUAAAAAAAUAAAUACACAUACGACACAUCCAAAUAUAAUAAAACCAAUUUUAAUGGGGAUGCAUCUUGAGUCUGACAAUUUACCAGGUCCCAAGAUAGAGCUAGUUUGGUGUGUGUGUUUUUGUGUUUUUUAAAGAAACCCUACAGAACUCUCUCUGCAAAAGAACAAAUGCUAAUUGCUUGCCAUUUUUCUGCCCCUAACUGAACUGUGGUUACAUUGAUUCUUAGUUAUUUAAUUACAGAAAGUGUGAAAGUACUUUUUUUAAAAAGGAAAAACAGAAAAGCCUCUAGUGGUGUGUGAAAUAUUUGGAGGGGAGGUUCAGCUUGUGAUCCUUGGUGUGAGAACAGGAGUGUUAGAAAUGUGUAAGUGUGUUCUUGUUUUCAUUUUCUGUGAAAUGCUAAUGGGUCUGUUGCAACCAUCAUGCAGUCCCUUGAUCAGUAUUUUUAAAACGCUGCUUGUAAGUGGAUAUUCUCUCUCUCUCUCUCUCUCUCUGGAAUUUUACAAAUCAAUAUUAGAAGUCAAAGACACAAAACUGCAAAAGAAAAACAAAACAGAAGAGUGUACAAUGUAGGAAAAUGUUGCACCAUAAACAAGCAUCUUUAGAUAAGGCAUAGAGGGCAAAAGAAUUAUUAUGUAAUGAGAAAGGUCCAGCUGUUAGUCAUAGCCAUAACCGACUGUUUUCGGAACGAGAGAGGCCUCUUUAUUAACACCAGUUAACAGUUCGGCGUUGAAUAAAAGGAUACCAAUCAUUAAGAUGAUCGAAAUACAGUAGCUUGUUCAGUGACUGCGCUUUUGUUUUUCCCCAGCAGAGGGCGCUUGCGGUUAAUAAAUGUCCCCAGGGAGAUUAUUAUCAUCGCCUCUUCCACAACUUUUUUUUUAUUACAGUAUUUUAUUUUUUAAAGGGAGGAUAGGAUUGCAAUCCUAUACCACUUCAACCCUGGGAAGAAACCCCAUUGGACUCAAUCGGAAUUAUUCUUGAGUAGAAAUGAUUGAGUAGAAGAUUAAGCUUUUAGCACUGAGGGGGGGGGGAAAGGAAAGAAAAAGAAUAAUGAACCCGAAUGUGGGAGUUAAAAACACCUCCUUAAAGUGUGAUAUACUUUGUGGGCGAUUCCUGAGCAAGAGAUUUGCAGCAAUCGAAAGCUACCGCUUCAGUUUCAAGACCGGUUGCAUAGCCGGAAUGACUUCACGGCGGAACUGAACGCAGAGAAUGUUAGGUGACGGGGAAGAGGUUCGGCCCCGGACAUGGUCCGCCUCGCUUAUUUGCAUGGCAGAGCUUGAGCAGCCAAUUAAGGAGUGAAGAGCUGCAGAAAUAUCCACAUAACAACUUGAAAGAGAAUCCAGUUUGCUCAGGUCUGUGAAGCUGGCACAGGAAGGGGGGAAUUUGGUGAGCGAGAAAGAUGAUCUUAAAAUAGAUGAUCUUAAAAUAGAUUGGAGACCUACUGGUAGAACUCUAGGUUACUUGCUAUAGAGUGACCUGGAAUUUGCUAACCAUUUAACAAGAGCAACAACAAAUAGUGAAUGAUGAUGUAAGGACUUGUACACAAGCCUGCAUUGCCAACUAUCCCAAUGGAAGAGGCUCCCAAACCAACAUACCAGGAGGAACUGGAAUGGUGCAUCUCUCAACUGGAGACCGGUCUCCUGCAUCUCAACCCAACUCCAAAGCAAGUAGAGGAGACGCAGCGCAUCCUUGGGGUCCUUCGCUCGAGCAAAUCUCCUCUUGUGAAAAAGCGGCAGGUGAUGCACCAUGUCUUUGGAGACUACCGGCUCAAGAUGGCAGAGGAGAGGCAGAGGGCAGCAAAAGCAGCUGUGAAGCCCGAGAACACUGUGCAGAUACAGCCAGGAGAUACCCUCAGUUCAAGCAGCGUGGCGUACAGGAAGCAAGCCAACCACCCUUCUGCAGCACCAACAUCAUUGUUUGCACCGUCAGACAACAGCUUUCAGUUUGACUUUGUUAUUUCCAAGGGAACCUCAGAAGAAAUUGGUGGAACUGCGAGAGAAGCACAUGAGGUGGCUGACUCCGGAGAGCAGUCCACUGGUAGCCGUCUCUCUGGGACACUGGACAUUGGAACAGAGAAGCCCGAGUUUGCUUUCAACUUUGUCAUACCAGACGUUCCCCCUCUUCCAUCUGCUGCCGAAGAUCCAGGCUCUGAAGCUGUGGUAGAAGCAGCCACAGAGGUAGACUCCACAUCCCAAAAUGCCACAGAGACCAUGCCACCAGAGAGUGCGACUUUUUCAAAACCCAAUAAAUCAGCUGUGAAGGGCAAUGGAGGUAGAAGAGAUGAAGGCCCCGUGCAAGAGGUUUCUAAAUCAGAGACUGCCCAAGCAGGAACAAAGCUGAGUGGAUCUUCCAAUAGGAAAAAGAAAAAGAAACAGCCACCUUUAAAAGGAGCACAUGGUGGCAAUGUAAAUGGAGAUCCCAGACCUUGUGGAGAAGGUAGACUUGACCAAACUGACAUGUGUCAGUCAGAUGAACAGAUGAAGAGGGAGGUGGACUGGUGCAUUGAGCAGCUGGAGCUUGGCCUGAAGACUCGGAAAUCAACUCCCAAGCAGAUGGAUGAGGCACUCAGGGCCAUCAAGACUCUGCGCAGCGAGAAGGCGGUGCUGGCAAAGAAGCGCCAGUUGAUGCGUGCCCUAUUUGGCGAUUACAGGAAAAAAAUUGCAGAGGAAAAACAGAAGCAGCUGAAGCUCAUGCAAGCAGCGUCGAAAGCAGCUCGUAUUGCAGAAGUGACUGAAGAUGCUUGCAGGAAGAGCAGCCGGGUUUUCAGGAAGUCCGCAGUCAUGGCCAGGAGGGACCAGAGACCUGCAGGGUCCUUUAUCCCGUCUUCUACGCAGACAGCUUCUACUGAGACGUGCUCUUUUGCACUCACAUCUUCCCAAGAGGAAUUCUGCUUCAAUUUUUUCUAAGGAAGUUUGUUGAAUACUUUGAACAGGUUUCUUUCACCUGGGUCUUAGAAACUUGGGCAAGGUUUGCGUUUUGAAAAACCAAAGAAACAAGCAAGCCAAAAACUUACUUGCAGAAAGGCUGCAAAAAAAUGGAAUCAGGUAUGUUGUUGAGUAGCCUGGAAAGCCUAAUGGAAGUGCCUUAGGGGAGGAGGAGAAAGGGGGGUCUGGUGUAAUCUGUGCAGGCCCCCAUGAAAUAAGUGGUAGCUUAAUAAACAUCGCAGCACAUGGCUUGCACCCAAGGAUUCUGGGAGUUGUACAAUUUCCAGCGCUCUGAACAAACUACAUCUCCCAGGAUUCUUUGGGGGAAGCCAUGUGCUUAGGAUCUACUUUAAAUGUACGGUGUGCAUGCAGACAGAGUGGGUGUCUUUUUCUUUUUAAAUCUUGGUGGAAAUCUAGUAAAAUAGCUGGUAGAGAAGAGAGGUAAUCAGCAGGAAGCAAAAGAAUGCCUAGCCAAAGAUGGACUGUAAAAAUACAGCAGGUGCAUCUAUGUCAUCAGAAUUACUUUACACCUUGUAAUUAAACCACUUUGACGUUUUUGGGUUAUUUUUUCAAUCAAGUGGUAUAUAAAUUUUAUGAAAUAAAAUAAUUGAAUCCUC